AUGGUGCUGGCACGGGCCUGGGAGCAAAUGUCCUGAUUCUACUACUAGUACCUGCAGGUCAGGGCGCUCUACACGCUGGAACCCUGGGAAUGGACUGUGUUCAAUUCCCCUUUACCCAUUGUGGGGAUGGCACUGUACACAGGGUAUGUCUUCAUGCCUCAGCACAUCAUGGCGAUAUUGCACUACUUUGAAAUUGUACAAUGA
Molecule: messenger RNA, 204 nt
Organism: Eptesicus fuscus (big brown bat)
Lineage: Eukaryota; Metazoa; Chordata; Mammalia; Chiroptera; Vespertilionidae
Product: serine palmitoyltransferase small subunit A-like
Exons: 1
Biological process (GO): ceramide biosynthetic process
Cellular component (GO): serine palmitoyltransferase complex
Molecular function (GO): serine C-palmitoyltransferase activity
Source: RefSeq, a predicted model, not a curated record